UCCUUCAUUUUUUUAGAGAUCACAAUGUUCAGCAGUGUUUUAAUUUCAUUGGCAUUAUGCAUAACAUUCAUCAAGGCGUCCAACCAAUUCAUCGAAUGGACAGGUGCAACAUUUGAUUUCCCCGAUGAAACAACUGAACUUAACUACAAGACCAACGAACUGUAUAUUUCGAAAAAUAUAAUUGCCUCAUGUGCGGGUAUUUCCAACGAUGAUGUCUUCGUGGCCCUACCACGUUACAAACCAGGAGUUCCAGCCACUUUGGCACGGCUCUACUUGAUUCCUAAAUAUUCCGAACCAGUGCUGGUUCCUUUCCCAUGCUGGUCAGAACAAGAACUUUCCAACCAGACGGGUCUUAAAUGUGUUGUGCAUAUAUGUAUUGAUGCACAUGGAAUUCUUUGGGCCAUCGACAAUGGAGUGGUGAAUAUUCUUGAAAAUCCUAUAAGAAAAUGUUUACCAAAAGUGGUAGGCUAUAACAUAGCAACCGGAGAAAGGGUAAAAACACUUGAUAUGUCCGGAUUAGUUGUCAAAGCUUCCAGAAUCCAAUUUGUUAUUGCGGAUUAUGGUAAUGAUGGCCAGCCUUUUAUAUAUGUUACUGAUGCUGCUACAAGAUCUGUGCUAGUAUUUGAUGUUAUAGGCGAAAAAGGAUAUAGAUUGGUGCUUCCUAAGGCUAUAACUGAAGCCAGAAAAGACGUCCUUUAUGCCGCCUUAAUACAAAAAUCUGAUAGAAACAAAUAUCUUAUAUUAACAUACCUCUCCGGAUCAAGAAUAUUUUCGAUUCGCACUGAUUACCUCCGAGCGGGAGCCGCAACAGGAAAAGUUGAAGAUUUAGGAGUGAAAGAUGGAAAAAUAAUUGUACUUGGGACAGAUGGUGGGUCAGCGUUGUUCUAUAGGUACGAGGGAAAACCGGAAAUCUACAGAUGGGAUGCUAAUAAUUCAACUUUUUCGAGAGGAGAGAUGGUUUAUACUUCGCCGAGCUGUUAUUUGUCUACUUGCGUUAUGCCGGAUAUCAAACGAAGGAGCAUGAGGGUUCUGGAAAGUAAUUUUCCUGAUUUUUUUAAUGGCACCGUAGGUUGUGGAGUUAGCCAGAGGAUUACUUUGAUGGCUGGAAAAUAUUAAAUAGAUUUAUAAUUUAUAUUAUAUUUACUUCAUAGAAUUUAAAAAAUUAAGAAAUUUAAAAUAAGAUGGAAGAUAUAAGUAUCAUUUAUAUAUAUAUUAUGAAUUGUAGUUAAAAUAAGAAAUGUAUAUUUUUA
This is a messenger RNA of Anthonomus grandis grandis, 1250 nucleotides long. RefSeq names its product major royal jelly protein 1-like (gene yellow-g2). The record is from RefSeq and is a predicted model, not a curated record. The transcript has a single exon. Gene Ontology annotation, cellular component: extracellular region. The coding region runs from base 25 to 1116 and encodes 363 amino acids. NCBI's taxonomy places the organism in Eukaryota, Metazoa, Arthropoda, Insecta, Coleoptera, Curculionidae.